ACCACCUCUAUGACCUCCGUCCCCAAACCCCUCAAGUUCCUACGGCCACAUUAUGGCAAGCUGAAGGAGAUCUAUGAGAACAUGGCUCCGGGAGAGAACAAGCGCUUUGCGGCAGACAUCAUUUCUGUUCUGGCCAUGACCAUGAGCGGGGAGCGUGAGUGCCUGAAGUACCGGCUGGUGGGCUCCCAGGAGGAGCUGGCAUCUUGGGGGCACGAAUAUGUCAGGCACCUUGCAGGGGAGGUGGCCAAGGAGUGGCAGGAGAUCGAUGAGGCUGACAAGGCUCAGAGGGACACGCUCCUCACACUGGUCAAGGAGAUCGUCCCCUAUAACAUGGCGCACAAUGCAGAGCAUGAGGCCUGUGACCUGCUCAUGGAGAUUGAGCAGAUGGACAUGCUGGAGAAGUACAUUGAUGACAACGCCUACUCCAAAGUGUGCCUCUACCUGACCAGCUGCGUAAGCUACGUCCCAGAGCCCGAGAACUCAGCCCUCCUGCGCUGUGCUCUGGGCAUCUUCCGCAAGUUCAGCCGCUACCCUGAAGCCCUGCGCCUGGCUCUGAUGCUCAAUGACGUGGAGCUGGUGGAGGACAUCUUCACUUCCUGCAAAGAUGUAGUUGUCCAGAAGCAGAUGGCCUUUAUGCUGGGCCGCCACGGGGUCUUCCUAGAGCUGAAUGAGGAUGUGGAGGAGUACGAGGACCUGACCGAGAUCAUGUCCAAUGUCCAGCUCAACAGCAACUUCCUGGCCUUGGCCAGAGAGCUGGACAUCAUGGAGCCCAAAGUGCCAGAUGACAUUUACAAAACUCACCUGGAAAAUAACCGGUUCGGGGGGAGUGGUUCCCAAGUGGACUCUGCCCGGAUGAAUUUGGCGUCCUCCUUCGUGAAUGGCUUUGUGAAUGCUGCGUUUGGACAGGACAAGCUGCUAACAGACGAUGGCAAUAAAUGGUUGUACAAGAACAAGGACCACGGGAUGCUGAGUGCUGCAGCCUCCCUGGGCACGAUACUGCUGUGGGACGUGGACGGGGGCCUCACACAGAUCGACAAAUACCUGUACUCCUCGGAGGAUUACAUCAAGUCGGGAGCCCUCCUGGCCUGUGGCAUCGUCAACUCAGGGGUGAGGAAUGAGUGUGACCCUGCCCUGGCCCUCCUGUCUGACUAUGUCCUCCACAACAGCAACACCAUGAGGAUCGGAGCCAUUUUUGGGCUGGGGCUGGCAUACGCGGGCUCCAACCGCGAGGACGUCCUCACUUUGCUGCUACCUGUGAUGGGAGACUCCAAGUCCAGCAUGGAGGUGGCUGGUGUGACCGCCCUGGCCUGUGGGAUGAUAUCAGUGGGCUCCUGCAACGGGGAUGUCACCUCAACCAUCCUCCAGACCAUCAUGGAGAAAUCGGAGACGGAGCUGAAGGACACAUAUGCCCGAUGGCUGCCACUUGGCCUGGGCUUGAACCACUUGGGGAAGGGAGAAGCGAUUGAGGCCAUCUUGGCAGCGCUGGAGGUGGUGUCGGAGCCGUUCCGCAGCUUCGCCAACACGCUGGUGGACAUUUGCGCCUAUGCAGGCUCAGGGAACGUCCUGAAGGUGCAACAGCUCCUGCACAUCUGCAGUGAGCACUUUGACUCCAAGGAGAAAGAGGAGGACAAGGACAAAAAGGACAAAAAAGAGAAGGAGAAGAAAGAGAGCUCAGCUGACAUGGGGGCUCACCAGGGUGUAGCAGUGUUGGGAAUCGCACUCAUUGCCAUGGGCGAGGAGAUCGGUGCUGAGAUGGCUCUGCGCACGUUUGGCCACUUGCUGCGGUACGGGGAGCCCACCCUCCGUCGUGCCGUGCCUCUGGCCCUUGCGCUUAUCUCUGUCUCCAACCCUCGGCUCAACAUCCUCGACACCCUCAGCAAGUUCUCCCAUGACGCUGACCCUGAGGUCUCCUACAAUUCCAUCUUUGCCAUGGGCAUGGUGGGCAGCGGUACCAACAAUGCCCGGCUGGCAGCGAUGCUGCGGCAGCUUGCCCAGUACCAUGCCAAGGACCCCAACAACCUCUUCAUGGUGCGGUUGGCCCAGGGCCUGACCCAUCUGGGCAAGGGGACGCUGACCCUGUGCCCGUACCACAGCGAUCGGCAGCUCAUGAGCCAGGUGGCCGUGGCUGGGCUGCUGACCGUUCUCGUGUCCUUCCUGGACGUGCGCAACAGCAUGCUGGUCACCUUUGAUGAGGAGCUGCGACCUCUGCCCGUGUCGGUUCGGGUGGGACAGGCUGUGGAUGUGGUGGGCCAGGCGGGCAAGCCCAAAACCAUCACCGGCUUCCAGACUCACACA
Molecule: messenger RNA, 2295 nt
Organism: Tauraco erythrolophus (red-crested turaco)
Lineage: Eukaryota; Metazoa; Chordata; Aves; Musophagiformes; Musophagidae
Source: RefSeq, a predicted model, not a curated record